CACCUUCAUAUAUUAAUACCCAAUUUUUUUUUUUACCCCUUGUGAUGGCUUUGUGCUUGGUAAUUGAUGUUCUUCCUAGAUUUUCGCCUUUAUUAUAGGCAAUUCUGUUUCUUUCUCUCUCAAGCUUGCAUGGUGUUGGCUGUGUGGAAUUUUUCUGCUGCAGAUAAGUAGCUUGGCUUCUCUAUUACUGAACAUUGAGGAUUUUUUUUUUCGGUUUGAAUGUUUUGGUGCGUUUUCUAUGUAACUAUUGGUGAAUUUGGGAAAUUUGGAACUGGGUAUUUUAGUGAAGUUUUUCUUUGAGAUUUUGAGCUUGGUAUUGAGUUCUGAAAAGGGUUUGUGUUUGUUUGCCUGGUGCGAAUUGAAUAUACAUGUUUGAGGAUCUAUGUAGCUGGAGAAUUUGAUGAGAUGCUUAAAAAGGUGAAAAUGAGAAAUGAGUUUGCUUAGCUUGAUAAGAGCAUAAAGCAUGUUAAUUGGCUUUCAGAGAGAGAAAAAUGAACAGUAAAUAAGGUUUUAGGAAAAUGGGCUCAUGGGUAUGAUCUAAUUCGUUCUGGAAAAGAAAAUGGAAGGGAAUUUGUCACAAGGAGGUAUGAUGCCUGGUGGGGCUCCUUUUGGAGGUCUUGACUUGCAAGGAUCAAUUAGACUUCGUCAUCAAGCUCCGUACGCACAUACUGUAAACCAGCAACAACACCCUGGUCAUCGCCAAGGCUCCUCAAUCCAUCCCUCAGUUCAUGAGGCUUUCCCUCUUACCAUAGGAACGGUGGACAACUCUGAUCAAACCAUUUCCAUGACUAAUUACAACAAGGGAGAUAAGGGGAAAAAUCCGGCAAGUGACGAGGAUGAGCGGAGCUAUACAGAAGAUGGUGCUGAUGGUCACAAUGAAGCAAGUAGAGGGAAAAAGGGGUCAGCAUGGCAGCGUGUUAAGUGGACUGAUAAGAUGGUGAGGCUUUUGAUAACUGCGGUAUCUUACAUAGGCGAGGAUACGUCUUCAGAUAGUGAAGGUGGGAUGAGAAGGAAAUUAGCAGUCUUACAGAAAAAGGGCAAGUGGAAAUUGGUUUCCAAGGUCAUGGCUGAAAGAGGUUUCCAUGUUUCACCGCAGCAGUGCGAGGAUAAAUUCAAUGACCUUAACAAAAGGUAUAAAAGGCUCAAUGACAUGCUUGGGAGGGGCACUUCUUGCCAAGUUGUAGAGAACCCUGCACUUUUGGAUGUUAUAGAUUAUCUAACAGAUAAAGAUAAAGAUGAUGUUAGGAAAAUCUUAAGCUCAAAACAUCUAUUCUAUGAAGAGAUGUGUUCAUACCACAACAGUAAUAGAUUGCAUCUGCCUCAUGAUCCAGCAUUGCAACGUUCCUUGCAGUUGGCUCUUAGAAGUAAAGAUGAUCACGAUAUUGAUGAUAUGAAAAGGCACCAACAGGAUGAUCUUGAUGAAGAUGAUCAAGAAGUGGAAACUGAGGAUCAUGAUGAAUUUGAGGAGAAUCAUACUUCACGUGGGGAUAGCAGGGGAAUAUGUGCGGUCUCAGGGGGCUCUGUGAAAAGGUUGAGACAUGGCCAGGGCCAUGAAGAUGCUUGUUUUGGGCAUUCAUCUCAGGAUGGUAACAAAGGUUCCUAUUCUCACCUGCAGAUCGGUCAGGUCGAUAUGAAUCAAAUGUCGUCUGAAAGUACGAGAGCAGCAUGGUCACAGAAGCAGUGGAUGGAAUCUCGCACAAUUCAGUUAGAAGAGCAAAAGUUACAAAUUCAACUUGAGACGUUAGAACUGGAAAAGCAGCGAUUCAAGUGGAAAAGAUUUAGCAGGAAAAGAGAUCAUGAACUAGAGAAGAUGAGGAUUGAAAAUGAAAGGAUGAAGCUUGAGAAUGAGCGAAUAGCAUUGGAGUUGAAGCGCAAAGAAAACAGUGUUGAUUUUAAUUAAUUGUCUGGUCCUAUCCGAUUUUGUUCAUCGUAUGUCAUAUUGCUUUCAGUUUUGGUAAUAUUCUGUUCUGCAGUAUCUGUUAGGAGGAGAAUCUUGUUGGAAAUAUUACUCUGCCUUUUUAAAUUGUGUAAACUUGAGGUAUUGAAAUACCAUUAUCUAGUUAUAUUGUUUGACUUUAGUGGAAUAGUAUUGUGUUUGGUUGAA
This is a messenger RNA of Hevea brasiliensis (rubber tree), 2104 nucleotides long. RefSeq lists its product as uncharacterized. The transcript has a single exon. Lineage: Eukaryota; Viridiplantae; Streptophyta; Magnoliopsida; Malpighiales; Euphorbiaceae. The record is from RefSeq and is a predicted model, not a curated record. Bases 560 to 1900 code for a protein of 446 amino acids.